UUAAUACAGUAAUGAUCACGUGGGAGUCUUCUGUAUACUGACGUUUCAGACCGCUGUCAGAGGACAUGGUCUGUCAAAAGCAGAUCCCGUCUUGCCUUGCAUUCAUGCUGCAAGGAGAACAGAAUCAAACGCACUCGGCAAGAGCACAGCCACACAAUCUUGCCUUAGCAGCCGAGCAACCCAAAGGAAUGAACGGGGCUUCGAUAAUAUGCUGCGUACAGCCGGAGAAUCCGUCCACACGCAGGGCUACUGCUUUCUGCUGCUGAUGCCUAUAAAAUCCAAACAAGCAGGAGGACAGCUGAGGAUUGCGGGACUGCAUCACUUGACUAAAGAGCUGACGAUGGGGUCUCCAGCGUGGCUACUGUGCUGAGCAACUGUCAUCAGUAGUGCUUUUGUGCAGGCAGUUCUGUGCAAUCAACGGGCAGGAAUGAGCAGGCAGAUGGGCAGACAAAAGUAAAAAUUAAGCACCUGCCGAAUUAGCCCAUAUACGCCCAUGCUCAGCAGCAGUGUCUUGCUUUCAUGGUCAGCCAAAAGCAUGCUCGCAGCCGACGUAUGCAUCUCUAACCAUAAAGGACCCGAUAAAGAAAGCUUUCUUCUGUGGAAUACCCAGAACAAAGACGCCACAAAUUUGGAUAUCAAAUGCCAGCCGCAUCUACUUAAAUUGGUGUGUUGCUUUCAUGGACCUUCUAACUUUCAGAAAGAUGGAUUAUUUAUCAACAGAUCUAAUUUUAACGAGCUGAUAACGGAAAAGGGUCUACAAUAGGCCAAUUAUCCCACGUAUUUUCUGAAGAAGCAGCCACCAAAAUAUAUCGUGCUUGGAGCACUUUAAUGAGGAAGAUCCUUGGCUAUCAUGCUAAGUAAGGAAACAUAACAAGGGCAAGCACCAUCAAGGUAUUGGUCGCUCCAGAGGGCCCUGCUACAAUAUGCUUCAGUGGAGAAGACGCUGCUGCUGCUUAUUGAAGAUGACCUGGAAUGUUAAACGGUCUCUGUUUCGGACUCAUAUUAUUGCACUUUUAUGCCUAGUGUUUUUGUUCACUGUGUUUCUGCUCAUCAAUCAGCACGACUGGGUCACGAGCAAAGCUUGGUCGCGAGAAACCGGCUUUUCCGUUUCUCACACUAUGAGGGGUAUCAGGUCACCAAAAAGUACUGCCAACCAGAGCACAACGAGAAGUGUUUGGAAAGAAAAUUCUCAAAAACACAGGAUCCAUACAGUGAAUGACAGCACCGCACUUUCGCUUCUCGAUGUAACUGGAUUAGGGGAUAUAUUGGGUGCCAAUGGGACCACAUACAGUGAAAAGAGAACAGGCUUUAAUCCCCAUCAUCAUUACAAGUAUGUCAUUAAUGAACCAAACAAAUGUGAAGGGGACAGCCCAUUCCUAAUCGUGCUAAUUGCAGCGGAACCUGACCAAACUGAAGCAAGAUAUGCCAUUAGGCAGACCUGGGGAAAUGACAGCAAUGUUCCUGGAUUACGUGUGAUACAUCUCUUCCUCCUAGGUGUUAGGAAGACCAGUGACACCCUUCAGCAAGCUUUAUUGGAAGAAAGCCGACAGCACCAUGAUAUUAUUCAGCAAGACUUUCUGGAUACAUAUUACAAUCUAACGAUUAAAACUCUGAUGGGAAUGAACUGGGUCACAACAUAUUGCCCACAUGUGCGGUACGUCAUGAAGACAGAUAGCGACAUGUUUGUGAACACGGAGUAUUUAAUAAACAAACUCCUGAAGCCUUUGCACCCACCACGACACAACUAUUUCACUGGGUAUCUGAUGCGUGGCUACUCACCAAACCGUAACAAGGAUAGCAAGUGGUACAUGCCUCCAGAGCUCUACCCAAGUGAGCGUUACCCCGUCUUUUGCUCAGGGACUGGUUAUGUUUUCUCUGGGGACCUAGCCGAAAAGAUUUUCAGAGUCUCUCUGAGUAUCAGGCGUUUGCAUUUAGAGGAUGUCUAUGUAGGUAUCUGCCUUGCCAAACUGAGAAUUGACCCUGUGCCACCACCCAAUGAAUUCCUUUUCAAUCACUGGCGUGUUUCUUAUUCCAGCUGUAAAUACAGUCAUAUAAUUACCUCCCAUCAGUUCCAACCCAAUGAAUUAAUCAAGUACUGGAACCACUUGCAGCAAAACAAGCUCAAUGCCUGUGCCAGUAUGGCAAAAGAUAAAGGCCACAGAGGACAUGGUAGGAACCGCGCAAAGAAAAUGCACUGAUGCAUAAUCCAAAUCUAAGAUUCCCAAUCUUCACUGAAUUAUCCAAGCAUGUAUAAAAACAACGUUUGAAGUCAAUGCUGUAAAACAAAAACAUUUAAAGUUUGCAUUUUAAAUUAAAUUCAUCAUUUAAAAGUCAAAUUGAAAAAGUCGCAAGCGAACAAUGGACAAUAAAUGUUGUGGUGACCUGCUUUUGAAGUUCUCAGUUGACUGAAUGUAUAUGUAAAGCAGACGUUAAUUUAUGUUAGGCAAUGCACAGCAGUGACCUGCACAGAAGUAUGGAAAAUAUCCAAACUUAAGCUAAGUGGCAGCUCCAAAUUUUGUUGGUUCACUGUUCAAGUUUUUAUCCACCUGAUGAAAACGAGUUAAUGAAUUUUGUCGGAAGUGUAAACUAUAAUGAAACCACAUUUUCAAGAACAAUGUACGCACACUUCAAAGAUAUUCUGCCUUUUAAUUGAAAAGGGACCUGAAAAAUUAAUUCCCCAAUCCACUUGGACUACAGAAACAAAGCAAAUAUGAAUAGAACUAGAGGUUACUUUAUGAAUGGAACUGUAUCAAUUAUUUUAAGAUCAACUCUUUCUACCCUUAGAUUGUUAAUGAAAAGCACCCAAAGCCAAACAAUUAGAUUGAAUAGAAGAACCUUUUCUUGUUAUAAAAAUUGGAGAAGUUAUAUUACUUAUCUGGAUCAUACACAUGCAUCAAUAUUUGUGUUCGUUCGAACAUUCCAGUAUAUUAUUUCUGACCUUAAACUUGUGUAUUCUGACGGCAGGAAGAAAUGCAAAACUCCCAUUUUUAACCUUGUCUAUUUAUUUGAAAAACAUUUAACUCAUCCCUCUUUGUGUUGUGAUAUAUCUCCUUUAGUUUAUGAAGGAAGUUUGUGCAGGCGCCAAUGGAGCUUUAUUAAUGCAAUAAUUUGCCUUUAAUUUGAAGGUCAAUGAUGUUCUUAUCUUGCUGACAGGUUAUGGUACUUGGUUUCCUUUUUUACCAGUGGCUCUAUUGUACAUUAUUAUGCUUUAUCUGCUGUGAUCAAUGCCAAGAUCAAUGUUCAGCUCCAAAGGUUGAAUUGAAGGCUUGGAGAUGAUUACUAAAUCACUACUGGAAACAAAAAACUUGUGUUUGAUGGACACCAUUAAAAUAAUUCUGGAAUGCAA
Molecule: messenger RNA, 3346 nt
Organism: Amblyraja radiata (thorny skate)
Lineage: Eukaryota; Metazoa; Chordata; Chondrichthyes; Rajiformes; Rajidae
Product: beta-1,3-galactosyltransferase 2
Exons: 2
Coding region: 924-2198 (424 amino acids)
Biological process (GO): protein O-linked glycosylation
Cellular component (GO): Golgi membrane
Molecular function (GO): N-acetyl-beta-D-glucosaminide beta-(1,3)-galactosyltransferase activity
Source: RefSeq, a predicted model, not a curated record